Molecule: messenger RNA, 449 nt
Organism: Prorocentrum cordatum
Lineage: Eukaryota; Dinophyceae; Prorocentrales; Prorocentraceae
Source: the annotation of a GenBank genome assembly
GCCUUGCGCAAGGCCGAAGCGGCGAAGCACAAGGGGCUGAAAAGUUGCGUGCGGACAUGGGGCCAGGAGCUUACCAACGCUUCCCUGCUCACCUUGCUGUUUUGGACACCCAAGCUGUUCGAGCCGUUCUUGUUCGACCGCAUCGUCGCCCCCAGUCCCAAGAGCUGCGCCGUCCACGGGGCCACGUGGAUCGGAAAGACCAGGGUCGGCAAACCCACGGCAUCCACGACUAUCGGCUUCGUUGUUUCGGCCUACCAGAUAAAGAAGCACCGCCGGGCUGACCUCCGCCCGAGCGCCGCCACGGCGAGGAAGAUUGACUUCCUGCGGCCGGAGCCUGGGGGCAAGUUCGAGCCCGCCAUCGCAGACGACACCGCGCUCACCAAGUGGGGCCCCGACGAGAUCAAGGCGUUCCUCGACCCUGCCGAGGAAGAGGCGCUGCUUCGGGCGCG